Molecule: messenger RNA, 4572 nt
Organism: Xyrauchen texanus (razorback sucker)
Lineage: Eukaryota; Metazoa; Chordata; Actinopteri; Cypriniformes; Catostomidae
Product: protein LSM14 homolog A-like
Exons: 9
Coding region: 120-1376 (418 amino acids)
Biological process (GO): P-body assembly; cytoplasmic stress granule assembly
Cellular component (GO): P-body
Molecular function (GO): mRNA binding
Source: RefSeq, a predicted model, not a curated record
AUGGCCUGUAAAUGCAGGAGGCCAUGUUACACUAGCAAACAGCUGUUUGUUUACGCUGUGAGCCGCAGACAUAUCUUUAAUCAAACUCUCUGUGCAUCGCUGUGUGUUGGUGUGUGAGGAUGAGCGGCGGAACGCCGUAUAUCGGCAGUAAGAUCAGUUUGAUCAGUAAAGCUGAGAUCCGCUAUGAGGGAAUAUUGUACACCAUCGACACAGACAACUCAACCGUCGCGCUCGCGAAAGUGCGCUCUUUUGGGACUGAGGACCGCCCGACGGACCGGCCCAUCGCACCCAGGGAUGAAACGUUUGAGUACAUUAUAUUCAGGGGAAGUGACAUCAAAGACCUGACUGUGUGUGAACCCCCCAAACCAACAUGCUCCCUGCCUCAGGACCCUGCCAUUGUUCAGGCUUCAAUGGGAUCUUCAGCUGCUCCACCAUCAGCCUUCCAGUCAGGGAACUCCUACGGGCUUUUCAACCGUCCACCAGUCGCCCCCUACAGCCAGUUCAACACCAGCCCACUGCUCAUGCCAGAGUUUGGGGCUGUUGGACUGGGUCACACCGCUCCAGCUCUGGACUCGCUGAGAAAGACCCCUCCAGCGGAGGUUAUCAUCCCAUCAGCCCCUGCAGCAGCCACCACCGCUGCACCUGCAGCAGUGACCCACAAGAGUCCUGUGUUCACUCGCCCGAUGUCCACCAGCACCCAGCAACCAAUGGACCUGUUUGAGCAGAGGAGAGCUCCUGGUCCUCCUGCUGCUCGCCGGGGUCGUGGCGGAGGUCAUCGCGGUAGAGGUCGAUUCCCCGUUAGGAGAGAAGGACCCAUGCGGUUUGAGAAAGACUUUGACUUUGAGAGUGCCAAUGCUCAGUUCAACAAAGAUGAGAUCGACAAAGAGUUCCAGAGCAAACUCAAACUGAAAGAUGAGAAGUGUGAGAAGGCGGUGAACGGUGAGGAUAAGUGUGAUUUAGGAGUGGACACUCAGAACAGUGAAGGAAACGCUGAUGAGGAGGAUCCACUGCGAUCAAAAUGCUACUACGAUAAAUCCAAAUCAUUCUUUGACAACAUCUCCUGUGACGACACCAGGAAGGUGGCUGAGAGGUCUGGAGGAUCAGGUUUCCCCAGAGAGAGGAGGCAGACAUGGGCGGAGGAGCGGCGGAUGAACGCAGAGACGUUUGGCAUCCCAAUACGGCAUGGACGGGGCCGCGGGGGGUUCAGAGGCCGCGGGGGUAUGGGCUUCAGAGGUGGCCGGGGUCGCUUCAUCAGUCGAGGGUCGUUUGGAUCUUAUGCUGGCAGUAGCGGGUUUAGAGGAGGGUUCAGGGGAAGUCAAGGAGGAAGAGAGUUCCCCGAAUUUGAGUACAGGAAGGAUAACAAAGUGGCUGCAUAGUGAUGGGGAAGGAUCCAGAAGACCAGAUUUAGGGAAAUGCAUUUCUGGUCACAAGUUUCGAUGAGAAUGUGUGUUGUAAAUCUGUCACCAGCACUGGGGUUCUGUUGUAAAGCUGGAUGUAAAUCAAACGUCUACUCCAUUUCUUAAGGAGUGGAUCAAUUUAAUUUUUUUGAAUUGUUAAAUUUUAGUCAAAUAUUUCUAGAUGGUUUCAAAUAUAUAAUAAUUUCUGAGGGAGUUUUUCUUUGUUUGGUUUUAUUGUAUUAACAUCCCAUACCUACUCCUGUAUUUGAUCAUAUGUUAGCUGUUGAAUACAUAUAACAACAUUGUGAUGGUUUUGAUUACAGAAAUAGUUGCAUUUUUGGGGGGGUCAUACAGUAUCUUACAGUCAACAUUUAGCAUCAGUAUAGGUCUGCAAGUUCUGGAUUUCUUGUACACCUUAUUACUUUAUUUUUCUACAUAAUUUAAUUGAUUUCAAAUUUAACUUCUAAAUUCCUGUACAAGUAGUAGUUACCCCCCCCAACUUUUUUUGUAAGUAUUAAAUAUUUUUUGGAGUUAUCAGUCUCUAUAAGAGGUGUGUAGUUUACGGUGAGAUUCAGCUAUUAAAGAUAAGAGGUAAGUGUCAGUAUUGAUAGAAUUUCAAAGAUAAUUUAGAAUAAAUUACAACAUGGAUAUGCUCUCUCUGGAAAAAAAACUUUUCAAAUAUAAAACGGCACAAUUUAGACUAAAAUGACACUAAAGGGUACCGUCUAUGCAUAGUUACUUCAGUGAUGGGUUUAUAUAUUAUAUGGAUCACUUUGCUAAAUGUAGUACUUUGUAGCAGACGUUUGCUGAUGCGUAAAUUUCUGAAGAAAAUUUUGCUACUCAGUGCAUCUACAAUCUAUGCUGCAGUUUCUUUGACAAUAUUUACGUUCUUGCCACUUGAGUGUUUUGAUCACUUUUCUAUAUGGCUGUCAAAGAAAAUUUUGCUAACGCUUCAUAAACUUGUGUCAUGACGAGAAAACUUGACGUGUGUGUUCAGAUCCAGUUUUAGUCUCUACACUUGAGCCAAGUGCUAUCAGCAAAGUUUUCUUUAUGAAGGUUAAGAUAUUUGAAUGAGAACUGAACUACUUCUCCAGUAGAUAGUCUUGCCAAUAUGAAUGCAAAGCGGGCUUGUUUAAAAACCAAGGAUGCAAUAAAUGUUAUGCUCUUUUUUUUUUUUCUGUCCUUGUCACAGAAGUUGGAGGUUUGAUGCUUUUUAAGUGGCCUGUUUUUUUCUUUGUCUAUCCAUUUAAUUUAUUUUAUGGAUAUGGCUGUUAGCAUCACUGCAAAUAUGUAUUCAUGCAUCUUGUUAAAUGUAUUUUGGCAUAUUGGCGGAAAUUAUAAUGAAAUAAACUUUGAUUCUAUAUUAUAGCAUAUUAAAGUGCAAAUACUUAAGAGCUAAAGCUCUUUGAAUUUUUUAUCUUUUUGAGUAUAGCACUUUUAAAGCCCUUCUGACUUGAAAAUAAUUGCUAUUUUAAAGGAAUGUUCUGUUUCUAUACAAGUUAAAAUCAGUCAACUGCAUUUGUGGCAUGUUAAAAAAAAUAAUAAAUUGGACUUGUACCUUAUUUAUUAAAAAAACGAAACAAAUGGCGGUUACAGUGAGCCACUUAAAAUGGAAGUGAAUGGAGCCAGUGCAUAAAUGCUAAAAUACACAUUAUUUCCCAAGUAUAGCUACAACACAUACUUGUUAACAUUAAUUUAGAAUUUUCUUAAAUUCUCUUGCCAACCAUAUCUUUGUAACAUAACACAUUACAAUGUGAUGACAUAAUGCUGUAAACCCUGUUGGCAGUUUUAUCCCACACAUCCUGUAGAACAGAUUUUAUCACACUAAAAUCAUAGUCUUAUGCCUACUUUAGAAACUGUGUGUAUUUAAAUGUUCCAUUCACCUCCAUUGCAUGCCUUACCGUAACUCUGCUUUUUGCCCUAUCUGUUAUAUACAGUAUGUAUUUUCCCCCAAGAUGAGGCAUGGUUUAAAAUUAUUUAUAUGUACACCGAUCAGCCACAGCACUAAAACCACCUGCCUAAUAUUGUGUAACUCCCCAUCGUGUGACCAAAACAGUGCCAACCCGCAUAUCUGAAUAGCAUUCAGAGAUUCUAUUUUUCUUACCACAAUUAUAUAGAACUGUUAUCUUAGUUACUGUAGACUAUCAGUUUGAACCAGUAUGGUCAUUUUCCAGCCCAUCUGGCACCAACAAUCAUCCAUGUGAUUAUCUAAUCAGCCAAUCGUGUGGCAGCAGUGCAUAAAAUCAUGCAGAUCUGUGUCAGGAGCUUCAGUUAAUGUUCACAUCAACCAUCAGAAUGGGGAAAAAUGUGAUCUCAGUGAUUUGCACCGUGGCAUGUUUGUUGGUGUCAGAUGGGCUGGUUUGAGUAUUUCUGUAAUUGCUGAUCUUCUGGGAUUUUCACACACAACAGUCUCUAGAAUUUACUCAGAAUGGUGCAUUCAGUGAGGGGCAGUUCUGUGGACAGAAAUGCCUUGUUGAUGAGAGAGGUCAACGUCUACAGUAACUCAGAUAACUGCUGUGUACAAUUGUGGUGAGAAGAAUAUCAUCUCAAUGCUAUUCUUAGUGAGGGUUGGCACUGUUUUUGCGGCACGAGGGGGAGCUACACAAUAUUAGGCAGGUGGUUUUAAUGUUGUGGCUGAUCUGUGUGUAUAUAUAUAUAUUGGUAAUUGUUACAAAUGCUGUCAAUUGAGCUUUUACUGAAACUGAAACAUUCCUUUUAAUCUGACAAGAUUGAAUCUUCUAAUUUGUCUAGUAGCACAUGGAUAUUAAAAAUAAUGUAUUUAUAGCACAAGUAUUGGAACUGUUUAAAAUGAAUGGGAAUAAAUGUUGAUUUCCUGUGCUGUAAAAAUAUGUAAAGUUUCCAUUGUACACUGAAACGAAGACACUUCAGAAAUUGCAUUUCGAAUUAAUGUUGCAUUCGGGGUCAGAUACAUUCUUUUGGAGGUGUAAUACAUUUAUACUCCUUUAAACAGGAAAUUGUUGCAUGCAAUUUAUUUUACAGAAACCACCUAUGUGAUGAAAUGCUUGUGAAGCAAAAACUGUUUUGGAAGUGUCUUGAUUUUAAACUCAUAUGCCUUCCAUCAGGGUUGAUUACACAUUUCUUUUAAGCCCCGGCAUGGUGUCUGUUCACAACUAUGUUAAAGGGUUUUUAACUAGCUGCAAAAAUAAACAGUUUU